GAAAACCCCUUCGAAGAGUGAAGCGUUCACUCUUUAUAGGUACCUGUUGGGGGAUGUUGAGCCUAAAGUUCAGCUGUAUAAGGGGUUAUCAUACACCUGAGGCCAGCCGAACACCAUACAUCAUCUCCGACCAGCCUUAGAGUAUUCGAGAAGAGGAUGCGGUUGCUUCUGAGAACGAACGGGUAAAUGACAGAGUUGGGCAUCGUCAAACCCCUGAAAAUGCCAAGCCGGGACUCAGGGUUUUUUUCACAGCCUGGGGAACGCUUGGCAUUGCAACGUGUGAAACCCUCCUCAAGGCGGCCAAUCAAACGUCGGCUCCAGAAAUGAGAAAAGAGAAAAGAGAGAAAAGAGAGAAAAGAGGGAAGAGAAAAGAGAGAAGAGAGAACUCUAGGGCUACAAGCUAUAAGCGAAAAGUCCCCAUUUGAUCCUGCUCGGGAUGCAUACCUUACCCACCUUAGUUGGUUCCGCCGAUAUCUUGUUUUCUCUUUCUACUCUUGUGGAGUUCUCUCCUUUUUAGCAGGUGCCAUUUCUGGCCAGACCCGGUCGUUAUUAUGGGCAUUUUUCAGAGCAAAGUGGUCCGCCAUGGGAAGUCAUAUAUCAUCGUGGGAGCAGGUGCCUUUGGAGCAUCAACAGCACUGCACCUCAUUCGAAAGUAUCCCUCGGCCAAAAUCUACCUUGUAGAUCGAAAACCUUACCCUCCCGAACGGGCCGCAUCUUGGGACUGGAACAAAGUGAUCCGCGCAGACUACACUACACGCGUGUAUAUGAACCUUGCAUUGGAGGCCUUGGAGAAGUGGACAGAAGACAAACUAUAUCGGGAAUUCUAUCACCAAAGUGGGCUUGCCUGGGUCGCCGAUUCCGAGUUUUACCAGUCCAUUAUCAACAAUUACCGUCAUUUUCCUGGUUCGAAACAUCAGAUACAACUCCUGAGCACCCAGGAUGUCCGCAAUCUCUGGGGAGGGAUUCACGCCGAUGCUGUGUACCAGGAUGUCAAGGAAGUCUUUUACAACAAGACAGGGGGGUGGGCUGAGGCUGCGAAUGCACUUCGGAAGGUUAUCGACACAGCCAUUCGUGAAGGUGUCAAAUACGUCGAGGCUGAUGUCAAAAAAGUUCUUUUCGACAAGGACGGGUCUGCAUUUGGCGUGAUCACCGAAGAAGGGACACCCAUACAUGCAUCACACACUGUUCUAGCCACCGGCGCCAUGACCGCAAACAUUCUCGCCGAUAGCGCACCAACGGAGCCAAAACUUCAACUAGGAAGCCGGAUGACAGCAGCUGCGAUCUGUUCCGCAAUGGUAAAGCUGGACGAAAGAGAAGCCAGUCUCUUCAAGACAGGUCCGGUGUUCGCAAAUGAUCUGGACACUGUCAUAGGAGGUAGUUUGCCACCGAACUCCGACAAUCAGCUUAAGGUGUACAGGGAUGAAAGCUUCAGGAAUACAGUUCUCCAUGAGGCAUCUGGGCAAGAGAUAUCAGUGCCGCCAAGCAAGCCUAGCUACGACCAAUGGGAUUUGUCACCAGGGAUGAAGAAAGAGGUCAGGUCAAGCUUUGAGGGCAUCUUUGGGGAAAAGGCUAAGGACUGGGAGCUUUUCAAUUAUCGAAUCUGCUGGGAUGCCGUCACACCGACCCAAGACCCAAUCAUCUGUGAGCACCCUCAUGCAAAGCAGCUGUUUCUGGUAACAGGUGGUUCAUUUCACGGUUACAAGUUUCUCCCGAUUAUCGGAAAAUACGUUGUCGAGAUGCUUGACGGAACCCUCGAACCUGAACUAACCAAAAUUUGGGCUUGGGACAAGGAGAACAAUGGGGAGGCCCAUGAAGGCAUGUUUCCAACGCGAGAGAUGGCAGAUGUUUGA
Podospora pseudocomata is the source of this 1850-nucleotide messenger RNA. RefSeq lists its product as uncharacterized. NCBI's taxonomy places the organism in Eukaryota, Fungi, Ascomycota, Sordariomycetes, Sordariales, Podosporaceae. Bases 552 to 1850 code for a protein of 432 amino acids. Gene Ontology annotation, molecular function: flavin adenine dinucleotide binding; proline dehydrogenase activity; sarcosine oxidase activity. The transcript is spliced from 3 exons. The record is from RefSeq and is a predicted model, not a curated record.